Messenger RNA from Trachymyrmex septentrionalis, 1019 nucleotides. RefSeq names its product protein ABHD17B. The transcript is spliced from 3 exons. Gene Ontology annotation, biological process: protein depalmitoylation. Bases 1 to 861 code for a protein of 286 amino acids. Gene Ontology annotation, cellular component: endosome membrane; plasma membrane. Gene Ontology annotation, molecular function: palmitoyl-(protein) hydrolase activity. NCBI's taxonomy places the organism in Eukaryota, Metazoa, Arthropoda, Insecta, Hymenoptera, Formicidae. The record is from RefSeq and is a predicted model, not a curated record.
AUGAACGGGUUAAGUCUGAGUGAACUGUGUUGCCUGUUCUGUUGUCCGCCCUGCCCGUCCAGAAUCGCAGACAAAUUAGCCUUCCUACCGCCCGAGCCCACGUACACGUUUGUCGAGGACGAGGGCUCCAAGUUCUCCAUUUCUCUCUCGGAACGCGCCGAGUGGCAGUAUACCGAACGCGAGAAGGAGUCGGUGGAAGGUUUCUAUGCGAGGACGUCGCGCGGCAACCGCAUAGCAUGCCUAUUCGUACGUUGCUCGGCGACCGCGCGUUUCACCAUUCUCUUUUCGCACGGGAAUGCUGUCGAUCUCGGCCAGAUGUCGAGUUUCUACCUUGGGCUCGGCUCGCGGAUAAACUGCAAUAUAUUCAGCUACGAUUACUCGGGCUACGGGGUAUCGGGUGGCAAGCCGUCCGAGAAGAACCUCUACGCGGACAUCGAUGCCGCGUGGCACGCACUACGUACACGUUACGGCAUCAGUCCGGAGAAUAUAAUACUCUACGGACAAAGUAUUGGCACUGUCCCCACAGUCGAUCUUGCUGCGAGAUACGAGGUCGGCGCGGUAGUGCUGCACUCACCGCUCAUGUCCGGGAUGCGGGUUGCUUUCCCGAAAACAAAAAGAACUUGGUUCUUUGAUGCUUUCACCAGCAUAGAUAAAGUGCCGAAAGUAACGUCUCCUGUUCUGGUCAUUCACGGUACCGAAGACGAAGUUAUAAACUUUAGCCAUGGUCUGGCUAUUUACGAAAGAUGUCCACGAGCAGUGGAACCAUUAUGGGUUGAGGGUGCUGGGCACAAUGAUGUAGAGUUAUACAAUCAAUACCUCGAACGACUGAAACAAUUUGUAAGCGUGGAAUUGAUAAACUGACGGCGACUCAGCCUCUCCCAAAGUCAGGGAGGACAGGGAGGGGGCCAUAUGCAUGCGAACAGUCAAGGACGUACCAUUUCCAACAAUUCUAAUACCAUCAGUUCCAUUUCGACAAGCUCACCAACGGAGAAGCUUGUCUAGCAGUCGCCUCCCACAGG